AUGAUAGAUGCAACAGAGCAUAUGCAAUGCUUCAUUGCUACAACGUAUGAUAGCAUCUGCAAACAACAUACACAUAUUGAGAUACAUCCAUUGUUCAUGUUUGGACUAUCUGCAUCUAUGACUCCCUAUGCUAAUUUCAACCAAUCAUCAAGAAUAGUAUUCCAAUCAGCUAUGAGCAAGCAAGCAAUACCUCUUACUCUCCAUAUAAUGACAAGCAUGGUAUUAGACUCAAAGAUAUUAACAUACGCUCAAAAGCCUAUAUGUACAACAACUAUAUCAAACACAAUAAAGGAAUACAAUGGAGUAAACAUUGUAAUUGUUAUAUUGUCAUACUCUGAAUAUAAUCAAGAGGACUCUUUGUUGUUUAACAAGUCAUCAAUAGACAGAGGACUAUCCUCAAGUAUUAAAUACGAAGUUGUUGAGAUCAUAGAGAACAAGUUUAUGAAUGAGACUCUUGUAUAUAUUCUAGAUGGAGAUAUCUUACGUGACAACGAUGGCAUUGUGUUAAUUGAUCAACAAGUAAAAGAUGGUGAUACCAUUGCCGCUAAAUUUAUAAUAACAGAAAAGAAACAAAGCAUAGAGAAGAUAGUACUGAAGAGCUUUGUAUCAGGACGGGUUGAUAAGGUAACUAAACAUACAAGCGUAGAAGGGAACAAGAUAGUUAGAGUAAGAAUAUUGCUAUACAAAUUUCCUAUUGUAGGAGAUAAGUUCACAUCACGGCAUUCACAAAAGGGUGUGAUUGGAGCUAUCAUGUCACAAGAAGAUUUACUAUUUACUAAAGAUGGGAUAGCACCUGAUCUUAUAAUCAACCCUCAUGCAAUACCUAGUAGGAUGACCAUGGAUCAUCUACUAGAGAUGGUAAUGUGUAAGAUCUAUGUACUAGACUCAAACAAUGCUAGAGAUCCAAUACUUCCUUCAAAGCCGAAGUCUAGAGAGAGCAGCUGUAUAGAUGCAACAACAUUCAAUAAAGCUUAUGGAAGCUUUGAAGGUGAUACAGCUAAAUUCUCUAAACAGAAGAUGUAUUGUGGUACUACAGGAUUACCUAUAGAAGCGAGAGUUGCAAUUGGUAUAUGUUACUAUGAUGUUCUUAGACAUCAAGCUAGAGACAAGGCCCAUUCGAUAUCCAAAGGUGUCAUACAAAGUCUUACAAAGCAACCAGUUGAAGGACAAUCAAGAAAAGGAGGACUGCGAUUUGGAAAAAUGGAGAAGGAUUGUCUUAUAGCACAUGGAGCAGCAUCGAUGCUUCUUGAGAAGUUAAAGAACACCUCUGAUUUGUGUGAG
Physcomitrium patens is the source of this 1281-nucleotide messenger RNA. RefSeq lists its product as uncharacterized. Gene Ontology annotation, molecular function: DNA-directed RNA polymerase activity; ribonucleoside binding; DNA binding. The record is from RefSeq and is a predicted model, not a curated record. Lineage: Eukaryota; Viridiplantae; Streptophyta; Bryopsida; Funariales; Funariaceae. Gene Ontology annotation, biological process: DNA-templated transcription.